Messenger RNA from Salvia hispanica, 1698 nucleotides. Its product is annotated as uridine kinase-like protein 5. NCBI's taxonomy places the organism in Eukaryota, Viridiplantae, Streptophyta, Magnoliopsida, Lamiales, Lamiaceae. The record is from RefSeq and is a predicted model, not a curated record. Gene Ontology annotation, molecular function: kinase activity; ATP binding.
UUCCUCACUCUUCAGUUUCCACGACGAAGACAAGGUGUUGAAUCUCGAUUAUGAAUCAAUAACGAGCAAAUUAUACGAAUUCGUCGAUAUAGCAAUUUUUUGCGAGAUUUUCCUCCGAUCCAAUUCAACAUGAUGAAAUCUGGAUUCGCUAAAGUGCUUAAAAACAUGGGCGAUAAUCGAUCCACUCGUCGAUCGAGCAGCGAGUCAGGUCGCGAGUCGGGUCGCGAGUCUGAUCGGAGCAGCGAGUCAGGUCGCGAGCCGGAUCGGAGCAGCGAGUCGGAUCGGAGUCCGCUCAAAGUUCCGUUCAUAAUCGGCGUCGCCGGUGGAACUGCGUCGGGCAAAACGACUGUAUGCGAUGUGAUUAUCGCGCAUCUCCGUGAUCAGCGUGUUGUUCUCGUGAAUCAAGAUGCGUUUUAUCGAUCCUUGAAUAAUGAGCAGCUGAAGACAGUGGGAGAAUAUAACUUCGAUCAUCCAGAUGCGUUUGAUACAGAGGUUCUGCUUUCGUGUAUGGAAAAGUUGAAACGUGGAAGUGUAGCAACCAUUCCAAAUUAUGAUUUUAAGACUCACAAAAGCGUUGAACCAGGCCGUCAGGUGAACCCUGCCGAUGUUAUUAUCUUGGAAGGGAUUCUUGUUCUUCAUGAUUCUCGUGUACGUGAUCUUAUGAACAUGAAGAUCUUUGUUGAUACAGAUUCCGAUGUUCGUCUGGGAAGGAGGCUACGUCGUGACACUGUCGAGAGGGGAAGAAACGUGGAGAAUGUCCUCGACCAAUAUGCUAAGUUUGUAAAGCCAAGCUUUGAUGAGUUCAUACUCCCAUCGAUGAAAUACGCGGACGUUAUAAUUCCUCGAGGGGCAGACAAUGAAGUUGCAAUCGACUUGAUAGUGCAACACAUUCGUACAAAGCUUGGCCAACAUGAUCUCUGCAAAUUCUAUUCCAAUGUUUUUGUUAUAUACUCGACUUUCCAGAUACGAGGGAUGCACACGCUUGUGAGGGAUGCAAAAACUACCAAGCAUGAUUUCGUCUUCUAUGCAGAUCGCCUCAUUCGUUUAGUUGUGGAACAUGGGCUCGGGCACCUUCCAUUCAGUGAAAAACAGAUCACUACUCCUACAGGAUCAGUGUACACUGGGGUCGUCUUCUGCGAAAGAUUGUGUGGCGUCUCAAUUAUCAGAAGUGGGGAGAGCAUGGAGAACGCGUUGCGGGCGUGUUGUAAAGGCAUCAAAAUCGGCAAAAUCCUAAUCCAUGGAGAUGGCAACGCCGGUACAAAGGAGCUGAUAUAUGAAAAGCUACCAAAAGACAUCUCGACUCGGCAUGUCCUAUUGCUGGACCCUGUUCUGGCCUCAGGGAAUUCAGCAGUGAAAGCAAUAUCUGUGUUGGUGAGCAAGGGUGUUCCAGAGUCCAACAUAAUAUUCCUUAAUUUAAUUGCAUCUCCAGAAGGAAUACAUGCAAUGUGCAAGAAAUAUCCAAAGGUGAAGAUAGUGACGUCAGAGAUAGAUAGAGGGCUGAAUAAAGAGCUGCGAGUGAUACCAGGCAUGGGAGAGUUCGGUGAUCGUUAUUUUGGAACCGCCAAUAAACGCCCUUCUACAUGACAUAUCUAUAAAUCCAUCCUAUUUUCAUUUUUCACAUAGGACUACAUUUUUUUAUUCUAUUUAAAUACGAUAUUUAUUUUUCUAUGGCCAAAUAAAUUACAUCACUUCUUAUUU